CAGUUAUUCUGUAUUCAGUCGGUCGAAUACAGCCAGGUAGGCAACUACGCGUGACGAUAUCGAGACGCGCGCCGUGUGUCGUAUUCGUACGAUCGUGAAAAAUUCAAAAAAACUUUCGAAAAAAAAGCGUUGUUGGUGGCUGUUGUUUUUGACGCAAAAAGUCAGUAGGUAAAAUCGCACCGGCCAUGUGUCUCAAAGUUUAUAAUUAUAUGGCCAUUUUGUUGGUGGUGUGUUUGAGUGUUGUGAUUGCGAAAAAUGUGGAUAAUUUACGAGCUAAAAGAACUGCGGACGAGGGUAGUUGCAAACACGUUGGACAGUUCUUUAGUUUGAAGAAUAUUACUGUCUCGGACGUGUCUUCAAAAGGUGCCAUAUGCGGUGGACAAUGUUGCGACGAAAAGACGGAGACCUUAUUAAGGAAGCAGGGCCAAAGGGACUUCGCAGCCCUUCUCCGUCACAACUCCAGGUCGCUUCAGGGAUUGCUCACUUCCACGGCGACAACUUUGCAAAAUCACGUCUCUGAGCUGGCUCGGCAGUCGGAAAACAAAACCCUACUCCUGUUUUUACAGGUCUACAGAAAAUUGGCGAGUGUAUCGCGCGUUCCAAUCGAAACCCUCUACACAGAUAUUAGAAAUUAUAUCUGGAUUAACACGACUGAUGCCAAACCGACAGUCAGUCCCGAAGAAAUUGUUCAUAGCGUGAACGUGUUCUUCGAAGAAUUGUUUCCGUUGGCGUAUCGUCACUCCGCUGACAUAUCCGAUAAAGACUUGACACCGAAUUAUAAAGACUGUCUUAAAAAGUCAAUUGAGAACAUAUCACCCUUCGGAGACAUCCCCAAACAACUCGGAUUGUCUUUGUCGAAAAGCCUAGAAGCAACUAGGUUGCUUUUGCAGGCUUUCAGGAUAGGCUCCGAAGUCUUAAACACAACUGACACGUUGCUCAUAGAUGAACACAGCAGUGACAAUUCGGAAUGUCAUGAUGCUUUACUCAAAAUGACGUACUGUCCCAAAUGUUUGGGUCUUUGGAAACACACCAAACCGUGUAGUGGGUAUUGCCUCAACGUGUUAAGAGGUUGCAUUACGAAAUAUGUGGCUGAGCUGGAUUUGCCUUGGAACGGGUUCGUGGAAGGAAUCGAAAGUUUAGUUAACGCUAUGAAAAGGAGUAGUAAUGACGCUGAUGCUAACAUAGAUGCUGUUAUUCGGAAUCUGGAUUAUAAAAUAUCGACAGCUAUCAUGAGGUAUAUGGAGAAGGUCAAGGAUAUUGAUGUUAGGGUCAGGCAAAUUUGCGGUUCCGCCGAAUUCUCUCAAAAAGAAAAUCCUCUUCUGGGCGAGAGCAGCACCCCGUACCCCCCAGCAGCCAGCGGCAAACCCCGAAGCACCAAUCCCAGGAACUUUUCGCCUUUACCCGAAAACGAACUGUCGCAUUUUCUGUCUGCUAUCGCGAAAACGAAAGGAUUCUACGCGAAUCUCGCGAACACCCUCUGCCAGGACGAGUCCUUCGCCGAACGAAAGGAUCAGCAAUGUUGGAACGGUGAAAGAAUUGCAGAAUACACGAAGACAGUCGUCGAUGUAGGCUUCGACAUGCAGAAAUAUAAUCCCGAAGUAAAACCCAACACGAACAUACAGAGUAUCGAUCCUAGAGUAGCCAAUUUAGUAGACAAAUUGCGGCGAGUACAUCAUAUCGCCAGUACUUCUGUAGGACCAAACUAUUCAGAAGAUAUGCAAAGUGACGGGGCUGAGGGUUCAGGAUCAGGGGCUGGCCCCGAUAUCGAUGAUGACGACUUAAUGAGAGGAUCUGGAUCUGGCGACGGACCCACAGACCAAGAUGAUUCUGUAGAGCCACGUGUGAACCCCAACAACAACCAACCAACCCAGGGAUCCAAAACACCAACUAGUCACGACCAAACCCCCACGGUCCACCUUGUAGGAUACAGCAAUAGAAUCACUCCUACGCCCACAGUGAUCUUAGUAAUUGUUGCUGUCAUUUCAUGGAAAUGCAGACUUUUUAUGUAAAAAAUGAAUAUUUAAAAAAAGAAAUUAUAAAUAGACUCUAAAAGUGUGUGAAAGAGAGGGAUGUAAUUGAAAUGGGUAUAGUCGAAGAAAAGAAGAGAGUAGAAAAGGUCUAUUUGGUGUUGUUGAAGAUUUAAGAAAAGGAAUAUUUAUGCCGGUCUUUUUAGAAAAUGGUGCCAUUUUAAUUUUUGGGAAAGAGACUAAUAUUAGUAUACGGUUUUUGGCUGUCGGAGAUUUUGAAAAAUUUCGAAAAGGAAUUAGGUCCAGAGUAACAUUAAAAUUGUAUAUUAUGUGCUUGAAAUGACGUUUAUUUUGAAAAGGUGACAUUUAGCUCAAAUAUAAGUAUCUCAAAUUUAAUUCAAACAAAAAAGAAGAAAAAUUAAAGUAUGCAAUACAAAUACGCAAUACGCAAAUUUAGGUUGUAACUAAAAACAUAAUUCUGUAAAUAUACUAUACUAAGGGCCGGUUGUUCGAACGCUAAUCAACAAUGAUCAUUAUUAAAUAUUUAAUUACUGUCACCAAAACUGUCAAUGUCAACUUUGUUUGGGUUGCUGAAAACAUAAUUAAUUACAAUUAUGAGAUUUAUUAUUAAUUAUGUUAAUAAUUAUUGUUAUAUUAAUUGAUUAUAGUCUCAGAAUUGUAAUUAAUUAUGUUUUAACAAUUGACAUUGACAGUAAUUAAUUAUUUGAUAAUGAUCAUUGUUGAUUAGCGUUCGAACAACCGGCCCUAAAUAGUUUAGAUUAAAAUUGAUUAGCCUUAUUUUAAUAUUGAUCGAAUGAGGAUUUUGUUCAUCGGUGCAUCAUUUGGCAUCCCAUAAUUUGUACUUGUAACUUGUACUUGUAACUUGUACUUGUAACUUGUACUUGUAACUUGUACUUGUAACUUGUACUUGUAACUUGUACUUGUAACUUGUACUUGUAACUUGUACUUGUAACUUGUACUUGUAACUUGUACUUGUAACUUGUACUUGUAACUUGUACUUGUAACUUGUACUUGUAACUUGUACUUGUAACUUGUACUUGUAACUUGUACUUGUAACUUGUACUUGUAACUUGUACUUGUAACUUGUACUUGUAACUUGUACUUGUACGUAACUAUCUAACUAUGUACAUAUUUUAAUUCUAAUCCUUUCAAAUCUUACUCAUAUACUUUAUAUUCUGCUUCAACUGUUUAUGUGGAAAAUUAUAUUAUUCCACCACAACCCCCAGUGAGCCACAAUAGACCUCUUAGGUCGAGUUAAGUGGUUAAACUCCCAGUCAUAUUGGACCUAACCAAACCUAACCACAACCCCAGUGUCAAACUACUUAAUUAUUACUUGUUUACUAUAUUUUUUAGUUCCUUAUUUAUUUGGUUUGUAUUCUCAAUUACUUGCCAACUGAAUAUGUUUCCAGUGAGUUUUCUUACUUAAACAUUGCUCAAUCUAAACUCAUGUUGAUCGUGAAAAGAGAUAACAAAAAGCUCCUAUGUUAUGAAAAUUGUUGAUGUUCUGACCAUAGACAUACAGACUGUUUAGAUUUAAAUUAGAUAUACAUUCUCUAAAUGGCAACACUGCGCCACAGAAAUAAACAUUAGCAAGCUGUAUUAGUUGCCGAUGGCACAGUAUCAAUUUCAGCAGCAAAAUAGAGAUGACUAUUUCGUUUAGUUUUUGAAUAUUUUUAGACAAUAUUUUCUUGCAUAAUCACUUAAAUUAUUCAUUAAUUUAAUUAAUAGGAUUAUUUUUUCACUAACUAUUUAUUCAGUGAUUACAAUAAUAAUUUAUAUACUAGACAAUAAAAACUAAUAAUCGAGAAAAGAAAAAAAUUGAUAAAGUGAUUUUAUCAAUCUACUGUUACUAUCGGAACGAGUAGAUAAAUGGUGAACAUUUUUAACAAAUUAUAAUACAGUUAUAGUAUACAGCAAUGUUGUCGAUUUUAGCGUUUCCUUCAGACUCUUAUAUUUAAUCAAAAAGUAAACGGUCUGUAUAAUACCUAGACUGCGUGCUGCAAUUUAAAACUGUGCGAACAGUGGGAGUGGGAAAGUCACGUAGUCGAUAAAUCCAACCUCAUUGGAUAAACUCCGUCGAUUAGAGAGAGAACCCUAUCCUAGUUACACCUAGAGAAGUCGCACUGGCCACACAGUUUUAACUUGCAGCGCGCAGUCUUGAUAGUAUGUCUAUGGUUCUGACGCGCUAAAACAUUUUAGAGGUUAUGUAUGUACUCUAAUAAACAUUAGCUCUAUACAAGUAUUAUUACGCGCUCUAUACCAGUAUUAUUAAUUAUAUUUGAUGUUAAAUGCCACUUUUAAUUUUCGUUUUAUUUAUAGCUAACUGUUUAAGAUGACCAAUUAAAGAAUGUUACUAUCGACUUAUUGUAGUAAAGGAUUUAUGGAGAUAAUAAUAUAACUGUAAUGGUAAAAAUAGCGAUAAUAAUAAGAUGGGGUAUGUACAGAAUCAGAUGUGCAUGUAAAUUAAGGUGGAGACUAAAUUCUUUUUGAAAUCCUCCACAGCUGGGUUCUAUACGUAAAUAUAAAGAAUUAUUUUGUUUUUUUUUUGCUAUUUUUGAUUAUUUUUCAUUUAGUUCACUAUUAUACAAUUUGAUUUUGUAUAAAGGGCUCAGCACAGAUCUUAUGAAAAAUGUAAUGUCACUCAAAUCCAAUAAAAUUUACAUAAAUAGAUUCGUCCCGAAAUUGCAAUCAUUUCGUAUAAUUGCGCCAACUCUGAAUUUUGAAUAAUAACGGCGUAAAUUGAUAUAAAUAAAUUUAAAAUCAAAUGGGUAUGUACGUGAGCUAUAGACGGAAAGAGAUCUUGUGAAUCGGCAGUUUAUAAAUCUUUCUAUGGGUAUUAAGGGAGAGGCUUACUCUUAUCUUAUAGAUAAUAAAGUAGGUAUAAUUUGGUCAGUCACACCAAAGUAUGUAGUUCCUCUAAUCGGCUUAGCUCACGAUGGGUUAAUCUGCUUGCAAUAGGGCCUAUACUACUAGUAUUUAUGAAUUACAGUUUUAUGGACUUCAAAAAUGUUGGCACAAUGAUAUAAAAUGAUUAUAAUUUCGAGACGAAUCUAUUCAUGCAAAUUUUAUUGGCUUUGAAUGACAUUACAUUUUCCAUAAGAUAUGUGCGGUAUCCUUUGUAUAAUUGGGGGAUUUAAAAAAGUUUUUUCAAGUCGAGCCACCCUAAUACCAAUAAUUCUUGCUUAAUUUUUUUGUAAACAUUUUUCUAAAUCAUAGUUUUAGUAACGAACGUUGCCAAUUACAAUAAGUGUACAUUUGAAUUACUUGGAUAUUAUCUUUUUAUCGUUUCCUGUUCGAAAUAUUUUUCACAGCUACUUAUAUUUAGGGUUAAAAACUGUUCAAUACGCUUAUCCAUUAUUCCGAAUGUUUUGUUGUAGAAAACUGUAAUAAAGGGAAUAUGCCACCUGAAUUAAACUAAUAGAAGAAUUCACGUUUAUUUACAUGGUUAGUAUAAUUAUUGUUUAAUCAACGCAAUUUUGCGCUUAAAUUGCAAUUGGUUAAUGACAAAUUGUUUUAAGGACAAACAAAAUAUUCGACUGUUGCAUACCAUAAUAUAUGUACAGUGCUAGUCAAAAGUCCGUACCCCCCCUCGUAUCUUUUGAACGGUUCUACCUAUAAUAGUGAAAUUUGGAGUGAGAAAAUAAACGGAUGUAAGCUUCUUAACUAGUCAUGACAGGUGACGUAAUAGUGACAGAUGAUGUUACAGAGCCACUGUGACAGAUAAUUUUAAAUGGGACCUUAUGACAAGUGAUACCUCGUUUGAAAGGUAUUCAAAAUACCUAUUAAGUCAUACUAAUUUUUUUGGGUUUUAGUGAUUUUGAUUUUGAUGAAUAAAUUAAAUAAAUAUAAUAUUCAAAAUAUAAUAUAAAUAUAAAUUCAUAAAUAUAAUAAAAAUUCAAAUAUCCGCCUGUGGUUUUUCUGUCAAAAAAGUUGACGUUUUUCAAUUCUCUAGUAGUUUUUGCGUCAACUUCAACCUUUUUGACAAGUAAUCAUAUGCGGAAUUUUGAAUUUUUAUUAAUUAAAUGCGAAAAUACAAUUUUAUAUUUAUUUCAUUUAUUCAUCAAAAUUAGCUUAAACUCAAACAAAAUUAGUAUGACUGAAUAGGUAUUUUCAAUACCUUUCAAACGAGGUAUUACUUGCCAUAAGGUCCCAUUUAAAAUUAUCUGUCACAGUGGCGCUGUAAAGUCAUCUGUCAUAAUUACGUCACCUGUCAUGACUAGUUAAGAAGCUUACGUCCGUUUAUUUCCUCCCUCCAAAUUUCACUAUCAUAGGUAUAAUCGUUCAAAAGAUACGAGGAGGGGGGGUACGGACUAGCACUGUAUACAGUUCUGUGUACAUAUGUAUGUAUUUAUAGUCUCUUUUGUAGUAUAUUUUGCAGAUAGGUAGCUUACUUUAGUCAACCACGUUUAAGGAAAAGUAGAUUUUUCAAAAGUCUAUUCGUUAAAAUACAUGUUGCCACAUGGCAACAAGAGCAUGUGAAGGAGUCGAGGUCACAUUUACAUUAACUGCAAUAAAGCAUUCAAUAUUCAAUGUUCAGCCGAAAUCCACGAGAGAUUGUCAUUGUGACAACAUCGCGAAUAAGUGUCUUAACAUUUUCUUGUCAUUACAUUUUUUGCAACCAGAGGGCAAUUAUUCUGUUCCAGUCGCCUCAUAAUCUAGUAAUCUUAAUUCAGUAGGUAAAUACUUGUGAAAGCAGAAGUAAUCAUGUAGUUUUUUUCUCAUGUGGGACUGGAACAUUGUAAUGAAAGCUACUGUGGUCUUAUAGAAGCAUCUUGAUAUUGAGUUGUGAUUCUGGAUUUAGUUGCCUAAUAUAACAAGAAACUAACUAAUAACUUCUUUUGAUUGAAGUAUUUGGCCAAAGAGUUGUCAUAGUUUUGAUGUUCUUCUGGAAAAUUCUUCUAGAUAUUAUAAAAGAUUUGGUCUUGGUUUGUUUAGCCAUACGCAACACGUAAUUUGGCCUUUUUCAACGCAAUUCAUAUAGCCAGCAUAUUAGUUUCUUCGCUUGGAAUAGUGUACUAUCUUCUCCAGUUUUAUUAUAGUACUAAUUUUUGCCAAGAGUCCCAUUUAAAGUAAAUAAGUUAAGGGUAUUUCCGGUGAAACCGGAAGUGGAGUAGUAACAAAAGAUAUGGCAUCAGAUGCCUUUUGCUCACUGUACUUGUAUGCAAAGUUUCAGCAAUAUUGUUCUUUUCGUUUCAAAGAUAUUUGCUUCGUUCCAUACUUUAUCCCAACUCUGUAUAUGUACCAUAUAUUAUGUAUAUGUAUAUGUUCCGCGGCUUCCGCGGAACCAGGGCUCGGGCCCUGCGGGGGCCCGCUAUACGCGCUUUUUGCUUCUUUUGUUUCUAAUUUGUUUGGGACAUGUUGAACUACACAAGUAAACACUACGAAAUUGCUUAAUAAAUUUUAAUUUUUGCGUAGGUAUUUAUAAAUAAAAACAAAAAAUAUCUAUUUAUCAAAAAAUUUAAAAACCUUAAAAUAAAAAAGAAAUACAGAGAUUACGAUUGUAAGGUUCCUUCGUUUUACCUGCUAAACAAAGCCCGUGUCUCAACACUUGUUUAGAAUAACCGCCGGUGCCUGCCUAAAUACGUGCUAACACAAACACUUUUGUAUUUUUUAUAUUAGCACGAUCUAUCAGUAAGAGUUGUAAACUGCAAAGUUACAGUAAUUCGGGAACAUAUAUUCAAUGCAAGUUUUAUACGCUGGGUCAUAAAAUAAUCCCAAAACGUUAGAUGUUCCUUUUGUUCGUAUUUAUGGCACCGUCAUAACACUGGAUAACUAUAGACAAUUAUAGUGGUAAGGAUAAUAACGGUAGGAUUAACAUUAAUUUACUGCUUUAAUAGUCCAUUCACUCUGGUAAAAUAUUGAAAAACCUUCAAACCUGUCUCCUGACAGAAUAAUCAUCAAUUUUUGUCGGUCCGUUUUAUGUCAUUAGACCAUCUUGUUGGCGGACGACCUCUACUUCGGUAUGCUUCUUGUCUUGGUCUCCAGUGUAUUAUUCGCUGUGUUCAUCUUUUAUCCGACAUUCUAGCUAUGUCCAGCCCAGUUCCAUUUUAGGGUCAUAAUUCUUUCUAUGGCAUCUGUCACUCCUGUUCUUCGUCUUAUUUCCUUGUUAGUAAUUCGAUCCUUACGAGAGAUGCCUAACCUUGAGGCUUCCAUGGCUCUUUUGCUAGUGAAAUGAUCUAUCACUAGCAUUUGAAUUUAAAACAUUUGAAUUAGUUUUGAAAUAUUUCUGGUACUUCUGUUUCUAGCAGACUCAAUGUGCAGUAACACAGACUGUUGUGACCAAUGUUACGAAUUAUGCCUGGUAUAUCACGAGCUAAUUAUUAUAAAUUAUAAUCUCUAUUAAGACUCUCUUCGCCAGCCCUGGUGAGAAAAAUGAUUAUAAUUCAUGCAACUACAUAAUUCAUAGAUGCAACUACGUAAUUUAUAACUGGUACUAAACAAUUAACAACAUUGUAUAGAUUUAAAAUGACUAUGGUUGGACUUACCGGCAAAUUCACCGUGGCUUUGAUAAGUUUCUACAAACGAAUAAUUAACUAACUUUUAUGUGUGUCUUCUAUUCAACAUUCAUCUAACAUCUUCAACAAUCAAGAGUAAACCUUGCGAGUUUUUUUUACUACUAUUAUCGAUUUACAGCGUUCUCCGACGCCUUCCGACUCCUAACCACCAUUCUUCUCUGUUUAACCGUAGACCUGGAGGGAUUUAUCUUUCCUCUGGUUCUUUUUCAAUUCCCUCCUGCGGCUUCUUCUCGGCCUUCCUCUUUUCGUUCUCCCUUGCGGUGUUCACGUCAAAAUAUGUUUAGAGAUCCUGUCAUCUGGCAUUAUCUGUACAUGGCUGUACCAUAUUAGUUGUUUUGUUUUUAUGUCAUGAUGUCAUCAAUUAUUGUAUGAGUGACUCCCAUCAGUUCUCGUAUUUCUCAUUUGCUAUCGGAUCUCUUUUUGAUUUGCUUGCUGCUCUUCUCCAGAAGAAGUUUUUUUUGAUUUUGUGAAAAAUUUUGACGUUAUGGGAUCAAACCAAAUUCACAUUCUGAAUCAACACCAAAAAUCAUGUCGGCCUGUGCUAUGAAAAUACCUAUUAUUUUGUGAAAAAUAUGAAAGAGUAUUUAAUUAGUAACAGCAAACAUAUGUGAUAACUUCAGACUUCAGGUAGUAAAUUGCAGUGGAAGACAAAAUUUGAUUUUAAGAAUCGAAAGGCAUUUAUUUCGACCUAAACAUAAAAAAGGAUAGGUAAUUACUUAAUCUAAGUAUAGGGCUUUCGUAAACCUCAGCAGGUUAGUGUGACGAUAUUCGAUAUAUGAAUAAUAAACUGACGACCGAGGGAAUCAAUUAUUAAUCGUAAUUAUUUUUCAACGCGAAAUAAAUGUAUAAGGAGGAAGUCUCUGACUCACCGCUUCAGAUGGUAGGAUAAUGGUAACUACGUUCAACACACAUAGUCGUUGGAUAGGAUAGGAAUUUAUCGAUUUCGCUCAACUCACCAAAUCGAUGGACUUCGGAAGGCUUCGAAGCACGUUCAGGUCACCUUAAUCCGAUGAUUAGUUAUCCUUCGUUCAACGCACAGAGAAUCCUCUACUAUGGAUUUCGCCACACAUAUUGAUUUAGCUUAGUUAUUUUUAUCUUCGAAACACUAAUCAUGAGUUUUUAAUUAAGCGUGGCAUAUUCCUUUAUUUACUUAAAAUUAAAAGUGUCCCUUUUUUGUAGCUUGGGUAAACUUUCUUUAUUUUGUAUCCCUUCUAAUUUUAUAUUGUAAGUUAAAAAUGUAUGCGAGUAUGGAUGCGUGCUGUAGAUAGACUUUUAGAUGAUAUACUAAUGUAACCUUUAAAUUAUUUUGAGAAUUGUCUGUGAUUGAUCUAUUUUAUUAUUUAAUUAUUGUAAAAUUUAGGUAUCCAAAUUUUUUAUUCCGUUUGAUACGUCUUAUAAGUUAAACGAAUCCAAAGGCAGGUUCAGAAAUCUAUCGUGAAGUUACUUUUAAUUGUGAGUCGGUUUUGAACCACUUUUUACAUAUAAGUAAAGUUGUAUUCAUAAAUGAUUUAUUAAUAAAUCGAGAGAAAAUAUAAUUUAAUUUAAAUAUCAUUUAUAUGAAAAAAAUACAUAUUAGCCAUAUAAAAUAGACAGUAAUUAGUUUCUGAUGUCUACAAGAAACAUGGUACAAUUGCUAAACAUAUAAUAAUAUGUUGUAAUAAUUUAUUUUUUUCAGUAUAAAGCCGAGAUCCAACGGAAUGUGGAGCGGCGCUCUUCAUCGGUUUACAGUUGGCGAAAUAGAAAAGUAAAAAAAGUAUUAAAUAGUAAAUAGAAAAUGUAAUAGAAAAAGACAAAAUCUAAAGACGGAAACUAAAGCAAUAUGGAAUACCGUUCUUUCCCUGAAUAUUUCUGGUUUACGAUCCGUUUGCUAGGACAGAACACUCGAUUUAGGAUCGGCGCGGGCAUCCCAUCAUUUUUCGGUAAAUCACCACGAUUCUAAGGUAAGUCGGAAGGUGAUGCAGAGAAGGUAAUUACUCUUUAACGUGCAUUUGGCGGCAAAAUCACGUCAACUCGCUCAGUGGAUUUACAUAUCACAUGGAAGAUGAAAGAAACAUCAAAAUAAGCUUCCUUAAUAAAACUGAAGCUUAACAAAAAAGAAGCGUAAUGAAUGGAUGUAUCUUCUUCUUCAGGUGUCAUCUCCGCUACGGAGGUUGGCAAUCAUCAUAGCUAUUUUAAUUUUUGAGGCAGUAGCUCUAAAUAGUUGUUUUGAGCUGCAUCCAAACCAUUCUCUCAGGUUCUUCAACCAUGAAAUUCGUCUUCUUCCGAUGCUUCUUCUGCCAUCUAUCUUUCCCUGCAUUAUAAGUCGUAGGAUGCCAUACUACUCGCUGCAAUGCAAUGGAUGUAUAGCAAUUGUAAAAAAGCGAAACACGGAAGAUGAAUUUGCUACCUUAUAUAUUGGUUUAAUAGAUCACCAAGACAAAUGUUAUCCAUAUUUUAGAAUGGGCUACAAAAAGUAUUAAGAACUCUUAUUUAUUGUAAAUACUGAUCUCACAAAACAAAAUACAACACUUAGUAACUUUAUUCCGUCGAAAGUAGGUACUAUCCGCGAAAAUAUUCCAUUUAGAGAUUUCGGCACGUUUCGAUGUGAAUCAUUGUGUUCCGUUCCCGUAAAGUGUGCGCUGAUCAAUUUGAAUUCACAAAGAUAUUAAAUUGCUGAUCGUCGUAGUACGUUCCGUUGCGCUACGGUCCGGUCUGGACAAGUGUGCGCUUACCUUAAGCCGCAAUUAAUAAGAAUUUUUAAAGCUCUUUUUCUCUUUUUUAACGCAUGUAAUCAAUUUUCGGAUUUAAUAACUGUAAUCAAUAAAAAUAAUUGAUAUUAUUUUAGUAAUGUACAUGUUUUUGUAACAUUAUUGUUAUUGCAUCAAUGGCUAUACUGUAAGAGACAGGUAUUUUAAAAUUAUUUGAGCUUUUAGAACCAACAUCUUGCCUGUUUUAAGCCACACAAAAGUUUGUUAUAGGUAAAAAUUAGAUUACUCCAAGACUGUCCCACUCUACCGCUCUCACACUUAAUAAAAUUAUGAGAAGAACUAGAAAAAAAUUCGUUUAACCUAUACUGACUUCACCGACAAGGUUUCAUAAAAAAAUUCAACAGUAUAUGGUCUUCAUUUUAAGAUAUAUACGUGUUAAACUAUUGUACUAAAAUGUUUACUAAUAUUUAACGAUGUUAUUAAUGGCCAGUUGUAAGCAGAACAAUCUUUUCUAAAUAACAAAAAAUUUUCAUUAUUAUUUUUAACAAAGUGGAUGUUGAAACCUGACAAACUUAUUUAUGGCGCCUGAUGAUUGGCCAAUGAAGUAGUUCUAUAUUUCGUAAAGCACAAUAAUUGGGACAUUUCAUCAAUAACUACAAAAUUGGCCCAACCAUCAGCGAAAUUAAACUAGGAUGAUCCAUAAACAAUAUUUAGUCCGAAAGGAACUCAUCUGAGUAUGGUAUAUUCUAAAAUGAUAAACAUUUUUGUCCCAUCUGACCAAUAAAGAGCAUUCUUUAACCUAUUCAUUCUUUCAUUAUAAGAUUUUAUUUUAUUAUAAGAAUGAAAUUUUUUUGUGGGUGUAUAUAUUACCAUGAGUUUAUAUCUUAUUGUUUGUAUUUCUUUUUGUUGUUUUUUUCUAGGAAUAUUUUAUAUUUUGCAGUAAAUGAAGUAGGUAUUUCGAUCCGUUAUUAUUUUCUGGUUCUUCUUCACUAGCAUUUUUAAAUAACACCUUGUGGUUAUUGCAGAUUGCCUUAUUUAUUACUUUACAGCUUUUCGAGAAUAUGUUUUUCAAUGUCACCUAGAUGUUCCAUUACGUGCUGUACACAUACCCCCCACAUACUUCAGGCCCAAUUGAUUGUCCUAAUGUAUGCCUUCGAUUUAGUGUUUUUGGUAACUUUUAUCGGCUUUCGACACGUUACACAGCCCCUUCCACGAUGUAAACCUAAUCCAUCAGUGCUUGGCAUCGAAUCCUAAUCAACACAAAAAUACAAUACACGUUACUGAACUUUAGCGUGAGAACAACAUCAUUUGCCUUGGCUAAGAGUAUAAGAAUGUACUCAAUAAUUUAAACAAUCUGUUAACCAUAUUCUAUGAUUGUAAGUGUCGGUCCGUACCGAGAUAAGUGGGCUCCAUACUAGGAUGAAAGGGGCCUCCGUUUCAAUUGAGACAAAAAGGUCUUCCAAACCAGGAUGAAAAAGUUUCUGCAAACUAGAUUACGAAGGAUCCAUAAUAGGGUUGAAUGAACUAGGAGGAAAGUGGCCUCCAUCCUACGAUAAACUAGGAUGAAAGUGGUCUUCUUCCUAGGAUGAACUAGCACCCUAAUUAGGUGGCAACAUGCAAAAAUAAAAUAUGCGAAAAAACAAAAGGUACAAAAAAUAUCUUACCCUAAAAUGGGUUUGGAACAGACCUUGAUUAUGAAUCAAAAAAUAAAACGAAUUGAAAAGGUUAGAGAAUAGGCUGUUUUUAUACACACAAAAGAUUGACGGCGAAUAUUCAGAAUUCUUGGAUGGCGCUUAACAGUAUCUUUAAAAGGGAUUAUUUGGAAUAUUCCCUAACAAAUACUGUAACGAGGUUUUUGACGCCAUUAUGACAAUAUAUUUAAAGGAAUUAUUUAGAAUAUUUGUAAACAAAUCGUAAUGGAAUUUUAUAAUAAUAUUAAAAAAGUAACUUUUAAACGGAUUAUGCAGGUAGUUGAAUGGCCCUGGGUGCUCGAAAUAUAACAGAAAUUUUAUUAACAUGCCAUAAAAUGGCUUCUUGAGAAGUACUUACAGAAAAAAACUAUAUAUGUACUGAGCGUUAUACAAAAUUUAGUAACAUGAAUGAAAUGUAGAGAAAAUGUAACAUAUCGGCUUUUUAACAUUGCUUUUUUUUUCAAAGAUAGAUAGUAAAUAGACAUCUAAUAAGAAUAUACUCUUUUGGAUCCUAUGUAUCCUUGGACAUAAAUAUUAUUUACGGUUCAUCUUAAAAAUAAAAUGACCAACGGAAAUCUUGCUGCUGAAUCCAAUACAGCUUCAAAUUAAACAAGCAGCUAAACGGCAGCUGUUAAUAAUAAAACAACAAAAGUCAACAAAUUGUGAUUUAAAGUCAGCAGCAAUUAUUUGUUGGUUCUAAUAAGAUAUUGUGCACAUUUUGUGAAACCUUUUUUCUAAUAUAUUCACGUCUACGGUAUUGUCGUAUUCUCAAUAACAUUUUUUGAAAAUAAAGACAAAGAUGUGAAGACCCUGCUAGUGUACAGUAAAAACCAUAUAGAAAAUAGGUAAAUGAAUUGUUCAGAAGUAACAAUUCGAGAUCAUAAGGUGUUACAAUAUUUAUUGAUCAAUCCCUAUAAGUGGAGUUUAAAAUUGUUAAAUUGUUUUAAGUCAAUUCUCAAAAUUUCGAAGAACAAAAUCAUGAGUUUAGAAGUGAAAUGUUCAAAAACUUUUGGCAAAUUUUGUCUUUAAUGUAAGUUUUAAAGACAAAUGCUGGAGUGAAAAAAGGAAACUUUGUAAACAGGCUAUUCAAUAACUGAUAUUUUUGUGCCUAGUCCCACACUGCUUAAUGGCGUGCUUAAUUCUUACAAUAAAAAUUGUGUAGAAAUUUGGGAUUGUUUAAAUUUGAAUAUGGUUUCCAAUUAUUUUUAGACUAUGAAGAGAAUUUAGUAUUUUAUCACAUAUUUAAGACAAACUUGGAAUCCUUUCCUUAAUAGUCUUCAUUGAAAGAUCACAAGUGAAAGUAAUUAUGUACCAAAGUUCAUUUGUAAUUAUGGAAUGAACUUGUGAUUAGAAUAUCUCCAUGAUCUGCGAGAAAUAAACACGCUGUAAGAAUAAAAUAAAGAUGGAAGUCUAAAGGAAGAAAAACCAGAAUAAGUGUCCGUAGAGGAUCCAUGGAUAAUGUAGAGAAGGAUCUAAAAGACAUUAAUAUCAGACAAUGGACAAUCAUAAAUCAUUUAAGUCGUUGAUAAGUUUGUUUGAGUAUUUUUGGCUUAACUAGCCGCUGCUUUCUGAUUAACUAAAAAAAUUUACUAUGUAUCUAUUACAAGUUAAGUAUUUUUCAUGUUUUCUUUUUGAAUAGUACCUACCAAUAAUUAGGAAAAAACUGUAUCUAACGGUACGACUUUCAGAUCAGAAGCUGUUCUUAAAAUGUAUCAUUCAUUUAUACGUUUUUCCAAGGAAUGGGGAACACACUCAUCGUCGCUCCAACCUACAGUCUUAGCAUGGAAGAUUUCUGUAGAGUACCUGCAGCCGAUAUGUUUCUGUUUUGAAGUAUCAGAAUCUUGCCUAUCACUCUCUUCCGUCUGCUACAUAACGUACUUCCAUUAUACGCCGUGCGCUCAGUGCUUAGGCGACACAUUGUGUCUUCCAUGUUGUAUCUUCUAUGGCAUAAGAUUAUAAUCUCUUAGCAAAACCAGCUUCGUUUGCUAGCACCCCUACAAAUUUGCUAGGAACAAUUUAUCAGUUUUAUUGCAAAAGGGAUAUCGACAGCUCCUGUAUUCAAAACCAUUUACCACGAUUUAACCACUAAAUUUAGAUUUUAAAUUUCGAAGAUGAAGGUCUCUGUGUAGUUAAUUGCUAAGCACUAAGAAUAUUGAUGGUUGUACAUGUCUUGGCAAAGGUACUGAGUUCAUAUUUAAGAAAAAUCUUUAUUGAAUGCUGUUAGCAUCCAGUAUUAAGUGCGUUCGCGGUGCCUGUCGGCGUCUAGUCGGCGACAAAUUAGCAGCAAAACGCAUGCGCACUUUAAAAUGAUAUAAAUAUUAUCGUUAGUAGAUAAAUAUACAAAGUAUAUUUACCUAGUAUAAUUUAAUAAUUAAUUAUUAAUAUUAAUUAAAAGUAAAUAUACCUUGUAUAUUUAUCUAUUAACGGUAUUAUUUAUAUUAAGUGAGGUUAGAAAUUGUCGGCGAAAAUUUGUCCACUGUACCCCAUAGAGGUAUAUAUUAACAUAGAGGGAGCCUACCUUCCGCGCUUCCUGACGACAAGAUCUCAUGGACUGGUUUGCUGCAUCUCUUUCUAACACAUUGUAUCGAAAAUCUAUGAUGACAUUCAGUGUGAAUAUAGGCACGGAAGAGGAGGACAACUAUAGCAGCUUUACUGUGCGUAAGAGUGAAACAGCACUAAUCCAAAUAAAAAAGAUGGUAUCGUCACUUCGCUCUGAAUGACACUCUCUCUAUGCUAAUAUAUAACUCUAUGCUGUACCCGCGAACGCAACUAUUGUCAUUUUCAAGCGUAACUUUGGAGUGUGUGGUUAUUUUUACAACCAACAUGUAGGAAUUUGUCCAUAAGGGGAUUUACGAGUUUUACAAUCACUGACACAAAAACAAUAAGUUUAACUAAAGCUUUAAACUUUUACCUACGUUAUUUAAGCUAGUCCAAAUUUUUGUUAAAUAGUUCUUUCGAAUUGAAUUUAUUCUUUUGAGAAUUGACUUACGUGACACUUUGUGUUGUGACUUUAUAUAAAUUAUGUUAUAGCUGACAAAUCAGUGUAUGACGUGUAGAUAGCAGCCAUAUUUAUUUUGUAAGUCUACUUAUAUCUAUUUAGUUUUUAUAUAAGUCUUGUAUCAUUUAUCAAUUUUGCGAUUUUUACAGCUUUGCCAAGUUCUUUCUUUUUCCUCUUUUGUUUAUUAACUUGUACGACAACUGCAUAUCACUAUAAGCAAUAAAAAUUAACAUAAUAGGUAAUAUGAUCCUGCUCACUAACAAAAACAUUCUGGAUAUUUCAAAAAGAAAAGUUGUCCAACUAACUAGUCUUUAGCUUUGUAAUUAUCUGAUUUAAUCUAAAAUUUAUAUAAUUUCUUUUCAUUUUCUGUGUAUUACACUUUUUGGUAGAUAUGAAUUGAAAUAUAUAGUUGCCUUUUUUAAAGAA
Messenger RNA from Diabrotica virgifera virgifera (western corn rootworm), 16305 nucleotides. It is a transcript of the gene dally, whose product is annotated as division abnormally delayed protein. The transcript is spliced from 7 exons. The record is from RefSeq and is a predicted model, not a curated record. Gene Ontology annotation, biological process: positive regulation of canonical Wnt signaling pathway; cell migration; regulation of protein localization to membrane. Bases 186 to 2009 code for a protein of 607 amino acids. Lineage: Eukaryota; Metazoa; Arthropoda; Insecta; Coleoptera; Chrysomelidae. Gene Ontology annotation, cellular component: extracellular region; cell surface; plasma membrane.